Molecule: messenger RNA, 714 nt
Organism: Penicillium macrosclerotiorum
Lineage: Eukaryota; Fungi; Ascomycota; Eurotiomycetes; Eurotiales; Aspergillaceae
Product: Mpv17/PMP22 family protein
Exons: 4
Coding region: 1-714 (237 amino acids)
Cellular component (GO): cytoplasm; membrane
Source: RefSeq, a predicted model, not a curated record
AUGUCUGUCAAGUUCCAGGAGGAGACCAUUCGCGCGGUCACCGGCGGCAAGUCGGAGGAUCUCGCGCACCGCGUCGGUGAGCGAUUGACCGGUGGAAAGACCCAGACGGGUUAUCUGGCGGCCUACCUCCGCCAGCUCCAGCAGAACCCGCUGCGCACCAAGAUGCUUACCUCUGGUGUCCUCUCCGGUCUGCAAGAGCUCCUCGCCUCGUGGCUCGCCCAUGAUGUCGGCAAGCACGGCCACUACUUCAGCUCGCGCAUCCCGAAGAUGUCGCUGUACGGCAUGUUCGUGGCCGCGCCGCUGGGUCACGUCCUGAUUGGCAUUCUCCAGAAGAUCUUCGCCGGUCGCACCAGCCUGAAGGCCAAGAUCCUCCAGAUCCUCUUCAGCAACUUGAUCAUCUCCCCCAUCCAGAACAGCGUUUACCUGUGCUCAAUGGCUAUCAUCGCCGGCGCGCGCACCUUCCACCAGGUUCGCGCUACCGUCAAGGCCGGCUUCAUGCCCGUCAUGAAGGUCAGCUGGGUCACCUCCCCGCUCGCCCUGGCUUUCGCACAGAAGUUCUUGCCUGAGCACACCUGGGUGCCUUUCUUCAACAUCGUCGGUUUCUUCAUCGGCACCUACGUCAACACCCACACCAAGAAGAAGCGCCUCGAAGCCCUGCGCAAGCGCUACGACCAGCGCCGUGACCCCGCAUACGAGAAGCGCGACUACCCUUAA